AUGGCUCCCAGCCCGCCACCGGUGCUCAACUCGUGGGAGGUGGCCGCCAUGAAGGCCGCCGAUGGUAGCCAGAGCGCCGCAGACUACAGCCAACAAGACCCCCUGAUCUACCCAGGACUUUACUCGACGAGCGGCUUUAACAUGCUCGACAUACUAUUCCGGGUAAUGGCCAGACCAAACCCCCAGGUCGACCUCGGGGCCGUGGACGCGUCGUGCGCCAUGGUGCUCUGCGACCUCGCGCAGCCCGACGCGCCCAUCGUCUACGUCUCGGGGCCCUUUGAGGAGCUGACGGGCUACUCGGCCGCCGAGGUCGUCGGCCACAACUGCCGCUUCCUGCAGGCCCCGCCCGGCCGGAGCUCCCCCGUGAGGCAGGGGUCGGCCCGCCGCCACGUGCCAAAGGACCUGGUCCGCUCCAUGCGCCGGUCCGUCGAGCGCAACGACGAGCUGCAGCUCGAGGUGCCAAACUUCCGCAAGGACGGCUCCGCCUUCACAAACUUCCUGACCAUCAUCCCAAUCUCGUGGGACGACUCGGGGGUUUAUCAUUACUCUGUCGGCUUCCUCGGUGAGAAGGUGUGA
Molecule: messenger RNA, 576 nt
Organism: Gaeumannomyces tritici R3-111a-1
Lineage: Eukaryota; Fungi; Ascomycota; Sordariomycetes; Magnaporthales; Magnaporthaceae
Product: cellulose signaling associated protein ENVOY
Exons: 3
Coding region: 1-576 (191 amino acids)
Cellular component (GO): nucleus
Source: RefSeq, a predicted model, not a curated record